CUACGAGAUUCCCAUUAUCUUACAAUAUUCCAUCUUCCCAACCCUACACAACUAUCCCCCGUCCCUACAGCUAUAACAAGCACAAUGGAAGCAACAGAUCAACAACAGCAUCCCAUAACCUGUGUAGCAGCCUGCCACGUCGCACCCCACUUCCUCUCAGCCAAGGAAACUACCCAAAAAGCCAUCUCGCUCAUCCACGAAGCCGCCCGCCACGGGGCACAACUAGUCGUCUUUCCGGAAUCCUACAUCGCAGGCUUCCCCCUCUGGAGUGCCCUGCGCGCCCCAACUGACAACCACGCCUUCUUCGAGCGCAUGGUGGCCGAAUCCAUUACCGUGAAGGACCUCGACGGCCAAACAGGGGAAGAAGUAGCCGCGCUGUGUGCCGCAGCACGCGAGACCCGAACCGUUGUGAGUAUUGGCAUCUCGGAGCGCGCACCCACAAGCACAGCCUGUCUAUAUAAUACCAAUCUCAUCAUCAACACCAACGGAGACAUCCUCGUCCACCACCGCAAGCUCGUGCCCACCUUCUUCGAGAAACUCACCUGGAGUCCCGGCGACGGGCACGGUCUGCGCGUGGCGGAUACCUCAUCCGGGCGCAUCGGCGCCCUCAUCUGCGGCGAGAAUACCAAUCCGCUGGCCCGGUAUGCGCUGAUGUGUCAGCGCCAGCAGAUCCAUAUCUCGAGUUGGCCGUGCGUGUGGCCGACGCGCGUGCUGGCUGGGGAAGAUGAUGAUGAGGAGGGAGAUCGGAACUACGACAAUGUGCUCGCGAACCGGCUACGCGCCGCAGCGCACUGCUUCGAGGCCAAAUGCUUUGGUGUCAUGUGCAGUGCUAUCUUGGAUCAAACGGCUAUUGAGACCUUGCUGGAUGGGGCGCGCGAGCCGGAUCGCUUGCGUCGUGCCCUGGAGGCGUCACCGCGUGGGGUCACUAUGUUCUUGGAUCCUACGGGCGCGCCCGUGCCCGGCUGGACGGUCGAUAAGGAGACGGGAGCGAAGCAAAGUCAGGAGUUUCUGCAGCUUGAGGAGGGCAUUCUCUAUGCGGAUCUGGAUUUGCGGAGGACUGUUGAGGGGAAGCAGUAUCAUGAUGUCGUGGGUGGAUAUCAGCGGUUGGAUGUCUUUGAUCUGCGGGUGAAUCGCUCUCGUAGAGAGCCGGUACAGUUUGUGGAGUAGGUAGAUACUAUUUUAGGACUCAUUUAGUAUCAUGAUAGCGAACUGGGAGUGCGGAGUGUCUCCAAAUACGAAGUGGUUUGGGCGGG
Molecule: messenger RNA, 1253 nt
Organism: Aspergillus welwitschiae
Lineage: Eukaryota; Fungi; Ascomycota; Eurotiomycetes; Eurotiales; Aspergillaceae
Product: carbon-nitrogen hydrolase family protein
Exons: 1
Coding region: 85-1167 (360 amino acids)
Molecular function (GO): catalytic activity
Source: RefSeq, a predicted model, not a curated record